AAAACUUGCGUCUUCCUGCUUCCGCCUCCUCCUACCUUUCCUGCCGCCGCUUUUCCCGCACCCUCCUCUCCUCUAGUUCCCUCUGGGUAUGUUUCGCGGGCCGGCCCCUAGGUGUUGGACCGUAGUGAAAUUAGGGCUUGUGCGCGACCUCUCGAUUUCUUUACAGUUGUAGAAACUCGGUGCAUCCUACCCAGUUAGCGAAUUGCUUUUGCGGAUCACUACCUGGAGGCUGUCACUGCUCCAAUCCCGAAAAGCUUGGCCAUCCAUCGUCUGGAGCUCUCGAGACUGGCGCGUGGCUUCCGCGCUUCUCCCCUCGGGGCUCGUUUCGUGUACUUUCCAGGGGCUGGUGAUGGGAUGCGCCGCUUCCCGCGCUCAUCCCGGCACUCGCUUUAGGAGGAUUGGGGACUUUCGCCUCUAACACUCCCCAAUAGCUUAUAGUCGCCAAGCUACUGACAGACGGACCCUCGCGCCUCCUUUCAGCUGCAGCCAUGGCGACUCCCGACCUAUCUGCGAACCUCCAGGAGGAAGCCACCUGCGCUAUUUGCCUGGAUUAUUUCACAGAUCCGGUGAUGACCGACUGCGGCCACAACUUCUGCCGUGAGUGCAUUAGCCGCUGCUGGGGACAGACUGAGGGCCCAUUCCCGUGCCCUGAGUGCAGGGAGAUGUCACCGCAGAGGAACCUGCGGCCCAACCGACCGCUGGCCAAGAUGGCCGAGAUGGCCCGGCAGCUGCACCCUCCGUCGCCUGUGCCCCAGGGCUUGUGCGGCAGGCACCGGGAGCCUCUGAAGCUCUUCUGCGAAGAUGAUCAGGCCCUCCUAUGCCUUAUGUGCGAGCGCUCCCGUGACCACUGGACCCACCGGGUGUCACAGAUCGAGGAAGCUGCAGAGGACUACAAGGACAAAUUGGAGAAAUCGCUGGAGCACCUGAGGAAGCAAAUGGAGGAAGCUCUACAGUUCCAGACCCAGGGAGAGGAGACCUGUACUAUUUGGCAGAAAAUGGUGGAGAGUCAGAAACAGAAUGUGACAGCUGAGUUUGAUAAACUGCGCCGCUUCUUGGCUGAGGAGGAACAGAGGCUUCUGCAGAAGCUGGAGGAGGAAGAGAGUGAGACACUGCCUAGGCUCAGGGAGAAUAAGGCUAUACUGAUUCAGCAGAGCCAUUCCUUGGGAGAACUGAUAGUAGAGUUAGAAGAGAGAUGCCAGCGACCUGCCUUGGGCUUGUUGCAGAAGUACAGAGCACAACCCAACCAUACCUUCUCCUAUGCAACUAUUGUCCAUACCCAUCAUAACCUCAGUGUGCUGGAUGUCAGAGAUGUACUUCAUAGGAGUCAGGAUGUGAAGUUGCAGCUACCAGAAGUCGUUUCCAUGGAGCUGAGGACUGUGUGCAGGGUUCCUGGGCUGGUGGAGAUGCUGAGAAGAUUUCGAGGAGAUGUGACUCUGGAUCCAGAUACAGCAAAUCCUGAAUUGGUCCUCUCUGAAGACAGACGAAGUGUGAGACGGGGGGACAUACGACAAGCUUUGCCUGACAGCCAGGAGAGAUUUGAUCCUGGUCCUUGUGUGCUUGGUCGUGAAGGCUUCACUUCUGGGAGACACUAUUGGGAGGUGGAGGUUGGGGAUCGGGUUAAUUGGGCUCUGGGAGUUUGUAAAGAAAAUGUGAACAGAAAGGAGACUGGGGAAUUGUCCACUGGCAAUGGAUUCUGGAUCCUGGUAUUCUUUGGAAACUAUUACUAUUCUCCUGACCGGACCUUCAUUCCACUCAGAGAGGCUCCCCGGCGAGUGGGGAUUUUUCUGGAUCACGAGGCUGGACAUAUCUCAUUUUAUAGUGUAACUGAUGGAUCCCUGUUAUUCAUGUUCUCUCAGGUAGCCUUCUCUGGGACACUCAGGCCCCUGUUCUCCCCCUUAUCCUGUAGCCCAGUUCCUAUGACCAUCUGCCAGAUAAUUGGGGGAACUGGGGAAUCUUUUACCUCCUGAUUCCUCUGACACUUUAGCUCAACCCAUCUUUUGUGAUCAGGAAUUCUUAAAUUGGCUGGGUCCCUCUAAGUCCUAAGGCUGGUCUUGUCUCAGCAAUUCAAAAGGAUGUUGUAGAGAGUAUAAUGAGAUGUUGUUCUAAGCUGGUGAAUAUGGACUUUGAUACCACUGAGAUAAAUAGUUUGGUGGCAAAACAUCAUUAAGCCUUCCACAUUUUUAUGUAUCCUACCCAAUCCUUUGGUUUCUCAACCCAAGUGGUAUGACAGAAAAAUUUUUGAACUGAGUCAUGCAAUUGAGAUUCUGAUUCUUCUACAAGGUCACUGUGAUGUUGGCAAAUCAUUUCAUCUCUGGAUCUUGUGAUGAAACACUCAAACCAGAUAAUGUCUGAGUUCCUCAACUUCUGUAAUGUUUUCAUUUUCAUACUAUGUAUCAAAAGUGCUAUCCAGAUGCAGAGAAAUCAUGAAGGUUUUAAUAAGAGCAUCAGCAUGGUUAGGGCCUAUCUGUUAGACCCAGUAAUGCUACAAGAAUGCCAGGGGUCCUUAAGUUUACUAAAUUAGAUCUGUCUGCAGAGAAGGAAAAGCCAAGGUAGCUAAGUUAUGCAGAUUUAGACCUAGAGACUGGGUGCCCACCACUUAAAACUCAGCUUUGACAUAAAUAUGUUAUCUCUUUGGCUAACUACUCUGGUACUCUGUUUUCUCACAUAUAAGAUAGUAAGCAUUGGCUUAUUUCAAAGGGCACUUUUUGCUCCAAGUAAUUCUUCCUGAAUAAUCAAGAUAGGAUAUAGGGCAAAAAGUUGUCUUCAGUAAAGAUAAUAGCUAUUUACUAUAUAGCUAAUUACUUUUUAUCUAAAUGCCAUAUGAAAGACAUUUAUAUGGGGAAUAAGCAUUUAUAUAGUGACUACUUUGUGCCAGGCACCGUAGUAUGCACUUUACAAAUAUCUAAUUUGAUCCUCAUAACAAUCUUGAGAUGUAGCUAGUAUUAUCUCCAUUUUACACUUGAGUAAAUUGAGGCAGCUAGUAAGCAUUGGAGGCUAGAUUUGAACUCAGGUCUUCUGAUUCUUGGCCCAGCACUAUCUAUUAUGCCACCUAGCUGCUGUUAUUCAAUUUGACCCUAUGAGGCAGGUAGUGUAAAAAGUAAGGAUGCUAUCUCAGACUUUAAAGGUAUCAAACUAAAUAUUUGGUGUUAGAAUUGGAACUUGAAUCAAGGUUAUCUGAAUUUUUAAAAAUAUUCUUUUUUUACUCUACCAUGUCUAAAGGCAUGUUAAAGAUCGAAGUCUCAGAUUAUGCUUGGGUUGAACAUAGAUGUCACCAAAUUCUGGCAGACUUAAAGUAUGACUUGAAGUGUUUUCUUGGUAUGUUCAAGACCAGUAAAAGGAAAUAGCAUUUACAUGAUAUCAACUCAACAAGGGUCAAAGCAGUCUGAUCUUAAUUUUCUUUCUCUAGUGCCUUGUGCCAUGCUCUGUACAUACCAGAUGCUUAAUAUUUUUAAUAAUUUGCAAACAAACUUAUGUAGUUCUGGCAGAAGAACAAUAAGGGCUAGGCAAUCGAGGUUAAGUGAGUGGCCCAAGGUCACAUAGCUAGGAAACCAGAUUUGAACCUGGCCUUCCAACUCCAGGCCUGGCACUCUUUCCACUGUGCUAACUAGCUACCCCCCUCUAAAAGGAUUUUGUUGUUUUUCAGUUGUGUCCAACUCUGUGACCCCAUUUGGAGUUUUCUUGGCAAAGACAUUGGGAUGGUUUGCCAUUUCUAGUUCGUUUUGCAAAAGAAGCAGCCCAUAAAGGUUAAUAAUGAGUUAGUUGCCCAAGGUGUAGAGUGGAGGAGUCUGAAGCCAGAUUUGGACUUGGGUCAUCCUGAUUCCAGACCUGGCACUAUCAACUGUGCCACUUCAAUGCCCAUUAUGAGAGGUAGUCCAGGCCCCUAGUUUACAAAUGAGGCAAUUGAGGCUCAGGUAUUGUUAUAUAUCCACGGGAAACAAAGAGCAAAGCAGGAAGUGAAUCAAAACUUUUGACUUGGAAGUCUUGUACUUUCUACUGUGCCACAUAUUUUCAGAACUUGAAGCAAUAAUCCAGUUCACCUAGGCAAUUACCAUGCAUAUGAAGUUGGUCUGAACUUCUGAUUUAUCCUUUUGUGAUAUACAUUGUAAAGCCAUGGCAAAGAGGGUGUUGAAUGUUUGAUGUUGUAUACACAGGACCUGCUGUCCAAAGAACCAGGUUCAAGUCCAAAUUCUUCCACUAUUCAGUAAUCUUGGACAGACCUUGGUUUCCUCAACUGUAAAGUGAGAGUUGGACUAAUCAGUGUUUGCUCAGUCUAUACCAUGGACUGAUAAAAUACCUAAUUCUUUGCUGCACAUUCAAAAUUCUGUAGGUGUACCACAAGUAUUUCAAGGCUUUGUCCUUGAAUGGGACAGAUUAGAAUAAUUUUAUUUCAGUGUGGUUCCUCCUUAGGUCUUCUUUUGACUUAGUACAUGGUUUUGGGGAAUGUGUGUGGUUUAAAAAAGAAAUUGUCUGCAGCUGGUAUGAUGAUGAGUUUCUUCAAACUUAGCUGGACUGAUCCUUGUCUAUUUAAUGUAGAAUCCAUAACUAAGCCCACACCUUGCCAUAACUCGUACUUUUCAAGCACAACUUUUAAGAAGCCAGAAUCACUUCUUUUACAUAAGACAUUAUAAAGCAGGACUUCAAUGGAGGAUAUGAUAUAUGUAUUUAUUAAGUUCUUCAAUAAAGCAAUGUAAAUCUUUAAAUUUGUCAUUAGCUACAAACUAAGAUAUUUAAAAAUGUCAGAGUGUAGUGUUGUAUAGUUUUUAGGUCAUGGACAUUCACUCCUUAUAUUCAAAAUGUAAAACCCUUGUCCAACAACCAGUGCCUCCACCCUCCAGAGAAAUUGGAUCACCAUUGACAUUUUUUUCUUUUAAAAAAAGUGACCAGAUGUUAAUUAAAAGGGAGAUACUUCAUGGGACA
This is a messenger RNA of Monodelphis domestica (gray short-tailed opossum), 4917 nucleotides long. Its product is annotated as E3 ubiquitin-protein ligase TRIM11. The record is from RefSeq and is a predicted model, not a curated record. Gene Ontology annotation, molecular function: zinc ion binding; protein binding. NCBI's taxonomy places the organism in Eukaryota, Metazoa, Chordata, Mammalia, Didelphimorphia, Didelphidae.